Messenger RNA from Merops nubicus (carmine bee-eater), 911 nucleotides. It is a transcript of the gene CHPT1, whose product is annotated as choline phosphotransferase 1. Gene Ontology annotation, molecular function: ethanolaminephosphotransferase activity; diacylglycerol cholinephosphotransferase activity. The annotation marks the transcript as partial. Gene Ontology annotation, biological process: phosphatidylethanolamine biosynthetic process. The record is from RefSeq and is a predicted model, not a curated record. Lineage: Eukaryota; Metazoa; Chordata; Aves; Coraciiformes; Meropidae. The transcript is spliced from 6 exons. Gene Ontology annotation, cellular component: endoplasmic reticulum membrane; Golgi apparatus.
GCACCUUUUUGGGCAUACCUCCUGGGUGCACUAGGACUUUUUAUCUACCAGUCUCUGGAUGCCAUUGAUGGGAAGCAAGCCAGAAGAACAAACAGUAGUUCUCCUCUAGGAGAACUCUUUGAUCAUGGUUGCGACUCUAUUUCCACAGUUUUUGUUGUCCUUGGAUCCUGCAUAGCAAUCCGACUAGGAACAAAUCCUGACUGGUUGUUUUUCUGUUGUUUUGUGGGACUGUUCAUGUUCUAUUCUGCUCACUGGCAGACAUAUGUAUCAGGCAUACUCAGGUUUGGAAAAGUUGAUGUAACUGAAGUUCAGAUAGCCAUAACAGCGCUGCUCUUGAUCUCUGCAUACGGUGGGACAGCAGUGUGGGAGUACAAGGUCCCUUUGGUGGGUUUAGAACUGAAGUUCUUUGUGGUUUUUGGCAUACUGUGUGGAACAGCACUUUCUUUUUUCAAUUACUUCCGUGUCAUCUUUGGUGGAGGGGUUGGAAAGAAUGGAUCUACAAUAGCAGUGGCUCACAUGACAAAAAGUGAAAUCUGUCUUCAGGAGACUGCAUUUAUCGGGCCAGGACUUCUGUUUUUGGACCAGUACUUCGACAGUUUCAUUGAUGAAUAUAUUGUUCUAUGGAUAGCGCUGUUCAUAUCCUUGUUUGAUAUGCUGAGAUAUUCCACUGGUGUAUGCCUACAGAUUGCUGCUCAUCUUCAUAUACAUGUCUUCAGAAUUUCAUCUCAUCAAGCUCCUGAACAGGUUCAAAACCAUAACGACUGAUUAAAUAGGUCAAGGUCAAGAGAAGAAGCAGUCAGGGGAAUGGUGAAUGAAGCAGCCUCUAUUUUGGGGGGGGGAGGGAGACAGAUUAAGGCUUUCAAGCAAAUAGUGCUAUGAGAAAGCUCACUGUACCCCAGACACCAGCAGAU